This is a messenger RNA of Chaetomium globosum CBS 148.51, 783 nucleotides long. RefSeq lists its product as uncharacterized. The transcript has 3 exons. NCBI's taxonomy places the organism in Eukaryota, Fungi, Ascomycota, Sordariomycetes, Sordariales, Chaetomiaceae. The record is from RefSeq and is a predicted model, not a curated record. Bases 1 to 783 code for a protein of 260 amino acids. Gene Ontology annotation, molecular function: oxidoreductase activity, acting on the CH-OH group of donors, NAD or NADP as acceptor.
AUGCCUACCGUCGAUAAUGACAUCGCAGGCAAGCUUGCCCUGGUCACGGGAGCUUCUGGAGGCAUCGGAGCCGCUUGUGCCAAAGCGCUAUAUCUUCAAAGCGUCAAUCUCGUCUUAACAUACUCCACCAACCGAGACAAGAUUAUUGCACUCCAAGAAGAACUCCAGGGGCUUACCGUCCUCCCAAACGCGCUCAGUCCAUCCAUCUCCACGCACAGAGUUGAUGUGGCAUCAGCCGAAGAGAUCCAGCGGCUCUUCGACGACAUCCAACAUCUGUACGGCAAAGGCCCGGAUAUUCUAAUCUCCAACGCCGGCUAUGGCAAGCGCAUCCGAGAUAUCGCUGACAUAUCCAUCGACGAGUUCGACUACACCCUCAACGUCAACCUGCGGCCGUCAUUCAUCCUCUCUAAGCUGAGCCUCCCGCACAUGAUCACCUACGGGUGGGGCCGCAUCAUCUUUGUAUCGUCGCUGGCGGCACACGGGGGCGGCAUCAACGGGUGCCACUAUGCGGCCAGCAAGGCGGGGCUACAUGGCCUAAUGAAAAGUCUCGCGACGAAGCAUGCGAAGGACGGCAUCACGGUUAAUGAUGUGGCUCCUGCCAUGAUUGGGGAGACGGGACUCAUCCCGGACGAGAAGGUCCUCGAGGGGACGGCGGGGGAUGUGCGGAAUAUUCCUGUGGGGAGGUUGGGGACCCCGAAGGAGGUGGCAAAUGUUGUGAUGAUGUUCUGCCAGACGGGGUAUUUGACUGGGCAAACUUUGAUGUCGAGGAACUGGUGUACCUAG